Biomphalaria glabrata is the source of this 6974-nucleotide messenger RNA. Its product is annotated as zinc finger protein 93-like. The transcript is spliced from 3 exons. Gene Ontology annotation, biological process: regulation of transcription by RNA polymerase II. Gene Ontology annotation, cellular component: nucleus. Bases 1975 to 3594 code for a protein of 539 amino acids. Lineage: Eukaryota; Metazoa; Mollusca; Gastropoda; Planorbidae. The record is from RefSeq and is a predicted model, not a curated record. Gene Ontology annotation, molecular function: DNA-binding transcription factor activity, RNA polymerase II-specific; RNA polymerase II transcription regulatory region sequence-specific DNA binding.
ACACAGUGAAGUCAUAGCUAGAGAAGAUCGGCUAGAAAGAAGAAACUUAUCUUAAACUUAUAGAUCUAGAAUAAUCCAUCGGAUUAUCCGUGUCAUGAGUUAGGUGUUAAAUGUAUUUUUUAAAAAAAUGAGUCAAGUGUUGAUAUAGAUUUAGGGUAAUAUAAAUAGUUUAGAUGCCCAGAGUCAGAGACAUUUUUACUGACCACCAUGUGUUGUUUUUAAAGACCAACUGAAGAGGUUUUGGGGUCAGACGCGGAAACCGGUGUAAUACUUUUUUUUAGUUUCAUAAUGCUUAAAGAAACAUACAUACGAAAUAUUAGACAUAUGAUAUAUUCUUUGUAAUUAUUUAGAUAUAAGCAAUUUAAUGUGCGUUUUAAAGUUUUAGGGACUAUUAAAUUUCACAAUCUCGAAGCCAUUCGAGCUCAGUAUUUCCCAGACAACCAAGGUCGAUGACGUAGUUUAAGGGAAAUUAGAUCAAAUUUUUCAGUUUAUGGCUUAGCGUAUAAAUUCCCUAUUCUUUUUUUACAGGAAUGCCAGUUUUUGAAAACAAAGGCGACUAAAACACACCAAUUUAUAAAAUGUGGAUGUUAGAGUUGGGGAAAUUAGGUCAAAUCACGCAAUUUAUGUCUUUGCAUGUUAGAUCUACUGUUUGUCGGCUUAUUCUUGAUCUAGUCAAGCGAACAGCGUUUCAGCCCACGCAGUACCGCGCGUGCCUCAGUUCACAUGUUUCGUUUUAGUCAAGUUACGCAAUUUAUGGCUUAUGUUACAGUACUGCUUCAGGCUUAUUCUAGUUCUACAUCUACUGCUUUUGAUCAAGAGCUAGAUCUUCUUUUCUCAGAUCAUUAAUGAUGUAUGAAGUAGACCUAAAUUUAAUUAGACGAAGUCUAGAUCUAGUAAUAGUAGCAUUGGAUAUUUAGAGAUUAGACCUAUCUAUAUAGAUCUAUCUAGAGUCUAGAAAACAAAGUUUAAAAUUAUAUACUCUAUCUAUACACUUAAUAGUGAUUAUUAACCUAUAGUCGUCCCUAAAUAUGCCAAAUAUGGGAAAAAAAAACAUUAAUUACAAUGUUGAGCUCAUUCAAUGCAGUUAUUGAAGUACACGAUUAUAUUUAGUUUGAAUCUAGAGUCACAACUUCGUACAACACUAUCAAAUAGCUUUAACCUUAACCUAGACUUAAAGGUGGUCUGAUUUAGAUCUACUAGAUCUAAAUUUCUAAAAACUAAUCUAUAUGGCAAAAAUUAGACCUAGAUCUACCAAUUAUAUAUUAUUAUUAAUAUACGAAAAAUGGAUUUUGUUACACUCUUACUUAAAUAGUUCUAUAAAUCUAUAUAUGUAAAAAUUGAAUUUUCAUUUAUCUCAGGAAUAGAAUCAUUAGAUAGUUAAGUUAGCAAGUUAAUAUGUUACUGUAACAAAGUUUUAAAUUGUGUUUAGACUAUAAAUAGAAGAGAUUAUCCAACUGGAAAAGGAGUUGUUUUUUUCUUUUCUCUGGGAAGUGGAAAAUAAAUUGUAGCAUCAAUAUAAUAUUCAGUAAUGCAUAUAGGCUACUGUUGAUGUAGUUAUGCAACUCAUUUUAUUAAAUUUUAGUAACCCAAUUAUUGCCAGUUAAUCACUGAAUAUAUAUAUAUAUAUAUAUUAUUGUUAUUAAAAAAUGCAGAGCUAAAUUUAAAGUGUUAAAUAAAUAAGGCUGGCAGUCGAGUCAAAAGAUUAAUGAGGAAUGCAGUAUUUUCCAUGGCUACGCAGCCCUAGCUGGAGGUCAAUUUAAAUGUUCUUUACGACGUCUACGUCUUCCCUCGGCAGUGGAUUUUCUUUUGACCACUAAUAUCUAUUCCACCUUGCAAUUUCUAAUAAAUAGCAUCAUUCAAAGAAUGAGAUCCAACUCUUAUUUUUUUAAAUACACUUGAAAGUAUUGUUCCACAAUAUAGAGCUCAAAUUGUGUUGAAAUAGACAUUGAAGAAAUAGUUCACUGAAUAUCAAUCAUGGAGGAUGACAUGAAACAGGAUUUUACUAAUGAUCUAAAAAAGCUCAUGGAAAUUGAGAAAAUAGGAUGUUCUCUUCAUUCAACAACACCAGAAAACAUCUGCAUUGGACCAACUUUAGCAGAAGAAAUAGAGCAGGAAAAAAAGGUCAAUCUGAUUCAAGAAAUGUCUUCAAACCAAGAUAUGUGUGAUAGAAACACUCCAAGCAAUUACAGAAACUUCUAUCACUCUUAUGAACAUAAAACCUACCAGCUGGUUGAUGCAGAGAAACAAUCUAACCAAUUCGAAAUAUGUAGAGAAAAAGUCUCUACUUCAUCAACCUUAAGGAGUCAUGAAUUUAUUUAUUCUACUAGAAGGACACUCAAACAUGAAAUACUUCAGAAAGAAAUGAAUCAGUCUUCAAGCCUUAAAAAAAAGGGAUCUAUUCAUUCAGGUAAAAAAAGAUUUCAGUGUGAAUUAUGUCAAAAACACUUGAUGUCUAAGGCAACCCUAAGUUCUCACCUUGCAGCUCAUAUUGGAAUAAAAUUCAAAAAAUUAGUUCAUUCAGGUAAAAAAAAAUUCAAGUGUGACUUGUGUCAAAAAUCAAUAAUAAAUAUGUCAUUCCUAAAAAAACAUCUUGCAGCUCAUAUUUCAAGUGCUGGAAAUAAAAGAUUUAAGUGUGACUUGUGUCAAAAACAAAUGAUGUAUGAGGUCUACUUAAGAGGUCACCUCGCAACUCAUAUUGGAAUAACAUUAUUCAAAUGUAGUUUUUGUGGGGCUGAAUCCAAUUCACCCACAGCUUUGAAACGCCAUGAGAAUGCUCAUUCUGGGUAUAAAAUAUUUACUUGUAAUAUUUGCCAGAAAACAUUUACUCAUAGUGCACACAGAAGAAUGCAUGAAUUAAUUCAUUUUAAAAAAGAAGCUGAAAAAAAAGCUUUAAGUGUUCUUGCAUUAAAAUGUGACAUGUGUCAAAAACAAUUUUAUGAUAAACCAAAUUUAAGAUAUCACCUUGCAGUUCAUUGUGGAAUAAAAAUUUUCAAAUGUCACAUUUGUCAGCAAAAAUUUAGCUAUCCAAAAAGCUUAAGACGGCAUGAAUUAAUUCAUUUUGUGGAAAAACCAUUUAAAUGUCCAUUCUGUCGAAAAGGCUUUUGUUAUCUUUCAGACGUUAGUCGCCAUAUAUUGAUUCAUUGUAAUAAAAAGCAACUUAAAUGUCAAAUUUGUGAAAAAAAAUUUUUACGUUCCUCAAACCUAAAAUUGUAUUCAAGGGUUCCUUCUCUGAUUGAAUUAAAAAAGAUGAUUCAGUCUGAUAAAAUUACUUUAAUAUGUAAAUUUUGUCAAAAAGAAUCAAAACAGUCCUUAAAAUCCCAACAGAUGAUUCAUUCUGGUUAUAGAUCAUAUAAAUGUCACAUUUGUCAAAAAGAAUUCAUCCAUUUGACAACAUUUAAACGCCAUGAGAUGACACAUUCUGGUAAAAAACCAUUUAAAUGCCAGACUUGUCCAAAGGCAUUCAUUCAAUCCACAAACUUAAAGCGCCAUGAGAUGACUCAUUCUGGUCAUAGGCCAUUUAGUUGUCACAUUUGUUACAAAGGAUACAUACAGUCAUCAAGCUUAAAACGACAUUUUAUAUUGCAUCAUUCUUAAAAACAUCAAUUGAAUUGUAAAGAUUAUGAAAAGAAUCCAUUCCAUUUUACUACCUCAUAUGUCUUGUGAUAUUCUAUGCAGAGGAAAAACUUAUAAAUGUCACAUUGAUGUAAAAUAAUUAUGUAAAACUGUAAGCUUAAAAUGUCAUAAAAUAUCUGACUCUACAAUGUUAUUAAUUUAUAAUUCUGAUUUUUAGCGGCCCUCGAAAGGGGAAAAGACGCUAUUAGUUUUGUGUGAAAUGUCUGUCCGUCUGUCUAUCUGUCCGUCCAUCCCGUUUAGAUCUCGUAAACUAGAAAAGAUAUUGAAAAUCGGACAUCACAAUAUUUUAGACCAUUCAAAGUUCUGAUGCAACGGCUACUUUUUUUUUUCUGAAAGCAAAAAAUCUAAUUUUUAAAAUCAGUUAUGCAAGUAUUUUUUAAAGAGAAAAAGCAAAUUAGUAUGCAUUAUAAGUUAGACCUAAUUUAAAACGAAUAGUUAAUCUUAUAAACUAUUGCGGAAUUAUUUUUUUUUAAAUUUUUACAGAGGAUUGCAAUAAGAGAUUGAGGCUUUUCAAAAAAUUAGAUUAAUUAUAAGACAUCAGUUAGAUCUGAGGAGGCGCGGUGGCUAAUGGGUACCUGACAUUAGUUUGGGAAAAGUAAAGGCGGUUGGUCGUUGUGCUGGCUACAUGACACCCUCGUUAACCGUAGGCCACAAAAACAGAUGAAUUUUACAUCAUCUGCUCUAUAGACCACAAGGUCUGAAAGGGGAACUAGUUAGGCCAGGUUCACAUCUAACUUAACAUUCACUUUCACCUAUCCUUUGAUCUGCUAGACCGUUGCUGCACUACACAAGAUCUGUUAACCUUCUUUCUCCAUUCUUAUCUCUCAUUUGUCUUUGAUAUAAUUUCAUUCGGGUGUUCUUUCUGAAAAUAUUGAAGCCUGCCUGGGUGGACCACUUCGGGGGCCGAUUUUGAGUUUUUGUUUCCACACAAACUGUCUUUUGUAACCUUGUUUUUUUUCCAAAUGUGUUUAUUAAAAGAACUGAGCAUAUUCAUACUAAGACUCCAUUUAACUUCUACUCCUGUUUUGGACGUCCACAUUUCCAGAAAGAUCUACCUUACUUGUCAAGUUACUGAUGUUUAAUAUUAGAAAUAUGACUCUUACACAGGGCUAAGCUAGAAAUUUGCCACCAUUUGGGUGCCCGGUGUCUUGAUCUCUUUGGAGGCCUCUGCAUUUUGCAUUAUAUUUAAUAUUUAACUCUCUGUCAUGUGGGGGCCAGGGAAAAUUUUCAUAUUCUCCCCCUCCCUCCCCUACGCUCCUGCUCUGACAUAUCUUAUUGUUCCAGGUUCACACCUUACAGAAUAUCAAGCAUUCUUAGCCUCCAUCUCUCUAGAGUUCAGUGAAGAAAUAGAAUGCUUGUCUCAUUUCAUUUCUGCCUUGGUUCCGUCUGGGGCAUAUGCCACCAAAUAAAUGUAUAUCCUAAAUUUAAUUAAUGAUCAAAAAGGAGGAAUAGUUUUUCUGAGGCACCAGGGGGAACAGGCAAAACGUUCCUCAUUAAUUAUAAUAAUCUUUAUUGUCCGUAUGGAAAUUUGUCUUACAGUUUGUGCAUUAAACCAAACAAAAAACAUAACUAUAAAGGGAAACCAAAAUGUACAUUCUCACCAGACUCACUCAUAAUUUACAUGUGACAAAAUUUAUAUCAGAUUGUUUCUAUUUAAUGAUGUGAUUGCCAGGGGAACAAAAGUUUGUGUUUGUUUGUCUUUGUUAUCGGUGUCUUGUAUCUCUUGUGUGAUGCAAAAUCACAAAAUCUUGGAAAGGUUCAGCUAGUUGUUCAGCACAUUCUUUUAAGAUUCGCCCUUUUAGUCCAUCAGGCCCACCAGUUUUCAUUGGGAUGUAUUCUAUGUGUACUAUUUUGGUACGUCACAGUACAGCAAUGUUUGCGCAAAAGGAUCACUCUGACACAGCUCAAAAAAUGCAAGAAGGGUAGAUUUUGGUGGCGACUGUAACUUUUCUUUUAAGCUUGCUGCAUCAAAAUACAUUCUUUGACCAUUUUCUAAGUGCACACUGAGAUGCACCACAGUUGGGGGACGUUCGUGUAUUGAGAAUCCCACUAUCCACCAAACAGCUUCAUUGGAGCUGAUGUAUCUUCCAGAUUGAAACGAUUCAAUUUCAUCCAAAUUUGGUCCAUUUUUGUGUAAUCCAAACAUUGCUUGGUCACUACCUUUGUUGACAUACUUAAAAACAUAUUUGAUAGAUUUCACUGAGUGACAAAAUUCUACAUUAAUGUGAGCACAAAACAUUUUUUAAGUAUCAGAGGAUUAUAAGGAACCACCUAUCUGUUGUCAAUUGUUACUUCCUGCCAAAUAUUUCCAUUUAGUUUCUUAAUUUUCGCGGUGUAUCCUCCAUCUCCUGGCUUCCUUCUCCUGUACAAUGGAUAUCCAUCUUCACUUGACUGUGUUUCUUGAAUUAAGCUUCUUGGAAAUUUGUGGAACAUUUUCCUUCUAUAUGCAGAGUGAGAUACUGUUAAAAACCUCCACAGGGACCAUGGAUCAUAUUCUUUGUUACGAUAUAAAAAAAAUAGAGGAUCUUCUUGGGGAUUCGGAAUCUCAGCACUGAUGAUGCUAUCGACGUCAGUGGGUUUUAUUUAAUUUUUGAGCCAAAUGAGAAUGUGGGAGUGUGGAAGGCCCCGCUUUUGCCAUUCAAUGUUGUACAUCCAGCAUCUAGUUUUACCAAAGAUUGGCGAUUAUGUCCAUCAUUUUUGUCAGUUCUCUCUUAAAAACACGUGCCAGUAUGUCAUGAUGGUCAGUUGGUUUCUGUUCCUCUAAUAGUGUCUCCUUUAUUUCUGACCAAGCUGGAUUGCACGUAAAUGUAAUGAACAAAUCAGGUCGACCAGAGUUACGCACAAAUGUCAUUGCAUCCACAUGCAUGUGUCGGGGACUACCAGUAACAGAAGAUGGUAGAAUUACCAUUUUACCUAAUUCAUUUGGAUCGGCAUCAUUUUCAAUGGCAUCUUUCACGUGAAUAUAUUCGUCUGUUCGAAGUUUCUUUUGGUUUAAUCGAAUGAACAAUAACCUCUCGCUUUCAAUCUUAGCAUACAUAUCUACAAUGUAUUGAUGGAAAAGAUGUUGACACAUUAAUAUGUGAUUGGCUUCGCCUUCCCGCUGCAUUAUCCUAAAUGCAUAGUAAUCCAUUGCGGAACAGGGACUCCGGUUAAUGGAUCAACCUGCGGAAUUCCAAAGUGGUAUCCAUCUUCGCCUUGCCAAAAGAUGAUUGGGUACUGCAAAGCAUCGUACGACCUGUGAGUCUCAGCAACUCUUUGCAAGGUGUUGUUCCUCCUCUCAAGUACUAUAUCUCGUUUUUUCAAAUUCAUUUAUUACCUUCACAAUGGCCACCUCAUCAGUA